This is a messenger RNA of Amphiprion ocellaris (clown anemonefish), 1407 nucleotides long. RefSeq names its product chromosome 1 C16orf87 homolog (gene hdip1). NCBI's taxonomy places the organism in Eukaryota, Metazoa, Chordata, Actinopteri, Pomacentridae. The coding region runs from base 264 to 728 and encodes 154 amino acids. The transcript is spliced from 4 exons. The record is from RefSeq and is a predicted model, not a curated record.
GCCAGUCAGUAUCAUAUACGGUCAGUCGCGAGUGCAGCAGAAAAUGCAACCGGUAUGCAUUGUGCGGUAAUCGUCUGGCUCACGUCGAACUGUGCACGUAUAACUGAAAGGCGUGAAGUCAUCGAGCAAACCAGAGGUGUUUGUUUGUGUCUCGCUCGCAUAUGUUAGUGUACGUUGAAGGAAAUCCGCUGCCAUCCAUGAACUGCAGACAAAAGUUGUAGCUGCCGCAAAGCUGUUGCCAUUGGCCCUGGAAGAAACGCACUAUGUCGGCAAAUAAAACAAAGAAGGUCAAAAUGGCUACUAAAUCUUGCCCUGAAUGCGACCAACAGAUUCCAGUUGCAUGCAAGUCCUGCCCAUGUGGUUAUGUGUUUAUUAGCAGAAAACUCCUAAAUGCUAAGUUAAACGAACGCUCUUCUCCAGCAAUAGCAGACAAGUUUGACUUUAAGCGGAGGAGGACAGAGCGCAUCCGCAGAGAGAGGAUCGACUCUCCUUUAACUCACGACAUGGAGAACAGGAGAAGACCUCGAACCAAUAGCCAGUCAGAUCCCAUCCGAAGGGGACGGGGCAGACCAAAAACAGUGGGGCUGAAGAAACAUGAAGAGGAGAAAGAGAAACAAGAGAAGGAAGUGGAUAUUUAUGCCAGUCUCUCUGAUGAAAAGGCCUUUGUGUUUUCUGUGGCUUUGGCUGAGAUCAACCGCAAGAUCUUAGGUCAGAGACUCAUCUUAUAAAUUAAAGCCUGAGCAGACAAACCGAGCACAGAGGACCUAACAAGUAGCAAGAGAAUGACCAAAGAGAGAACAUCUAGCUGGGGCUGGACUUUGACUUGGGCUUCUUUAAACUGGAAAAUGGGACAAAAUUCAGAGAACUGAAAGAAGUCGGUUCUUUAACACCAUAAAUUAACCACAGAUAUAUAGACAUACAGACAGGUCACAAAUUAAAGAAAACACAGAGAUGGGCUCUAAUGAUGCUGUUGUGCUGUGGGGGGAUGUGCAGAUGUGCUUUCAGUCCAGUAGUUCCCCGUUAGAGUGAAAGGUCACUGCAAAUCACUAGAAGUUGUUCUAUGGGACCUUCAUCCUGUGAUGACACCUUUCUGUCCUGAUGGGAGUGGUCUCCUCCAGGACGUCAAUGCCCCUAUCCAUAGGGAAGUGGUUAGAAUAACGAUAUUAUAAAAAAAAAAAUGUGAAUCAGCACCAUAAAAACACCAAAUAAGGGAAUAUCAUCUGUAUCUAGUUCAUCUGUAUAAAGCUCUUCUGGUGGCACAUGAUGGACUAAGAACUUAUGUGGGGUUUUUCUUUAACUUGUCACUCAACUAUAUCUUUCUGUACAAAAAUGUGAGUAUAAUGUAAAUGUUGUAUGACACACGCUGUUCUUUAUAGAACCAUGUAAUAAAGGCGAUGUUUGAUGUCA